GACUAAAAGCCAGGCCCCAUACCGCUUGAAAUACAAGAUGCUGCAGGAGGAAGGAAGUCGUGGACGGAGGAAGCUAUCUGCGCUAAUUCUACGAAUUCUGACACAAAGUCCCCGCGUCACGUUUACAUGAUCUGACAAGUCAAAAGACCUCCACUCCGAUGAUUAUUUGACUUUGGGUACCGCGGAAACCUUUGCUGCGUUUACGAAGUUCACGAGUCAAGUCGCGCCAGAGUCGAAGCGAAGAACUGCCGUCGGCCCGUCCAUCAACUCCCGUCGACCUCGAUACCGAGCCAGCGAUAGCGGACGCCCGAUCGAGCCCGGAAGUUGACCGUGUCCAGGCCCGUUCAGUCACAAGUCGUGAGCCGUGACUCUUCCCGUCGUUUGCUAGAAAGACGCACCGCUAUUCUCGGUUACCUCCAACCCGGUCCUACGAGUCUACGACUCGGCAGCCUUGCCUAUCCUCCGGUUUCCUUCUCGCUUCUCGCUGGACCACUCUCCGGCUAACGGUGGGGCCGAAGUUAGUGCCCUGCCAAAUGGCUAUCGAGACGGAGUGAUGGGGUGAUGGGCCCAUCCGUCCAUCCAGCGUUCGACUUCUGCCUCAGCAACGUCUUCCUGUGCUUCGAUUGGAGUACAAUCUCUCCCCUCGCUUCUCGGUCUCCUUACUCGUGGGGCUCCUCCAUUAGCCUUUUACCGUUGAGAGUGUACAUUCCUCGUCGUGGCGGACAUUAAGUAUGCUAAAAAAGUGAGGUGGUGGUAACGUUCAAUUGGUGGCCUCCACAUGAUAAGACGGUUGACGCUGAUGCUGAGAUGGAUUGGAGAAAAGCACUCGUGCUUCAAACAAGGGCCUCCGGAGUACGAGGCUGGCUGACCGGCUGACCUGGUUGGCGACGGGGGGAGGAUAGCUGGAGAGCAUGACCUAGGCAACGUUGCGAGUGUAUCCACGCUCCGGGCGCCAAAGUCUGACUUAUCUGAUCGCUUCAAAUCUUCGCUGACUCCUGGACAGCAAACGGCCUUUCUCGGGUAAGUUCGAUUCAUGUCUUCAUUUAGAACCGAACGCUUCCGAGCUCUGGUUCAGCUGCGGUAGCCUCGUUCAUCAGCGGGCUCUAAUGAUUGGAGGAAAGUAGCGAGCCAGAUUCGGGCAACAUCAGCUGGGAGCUUGCGAAGUGUCGAGCGCCCUUUGGUUGCCAGUCGGACGUUCCUACCAUCCGAACGUGUGCUCGCUCUCCAUCGGAGAUACAUUCAUCGGACACAGUUCUUUCUUUCUACUUUUGGAAGCUUUCUGGAUGAAGGAAUAUCGUCUUCGGCCAUUUCAACUGGUGUGGUUACCGAUGCAUGCGGUCGACUUUCUGUCCACAAGCGGAGGGAGCUCUUCCUGCCGCGACACUUCACGUACUCCUCACUGUACAGUACACGAUCGGGACGGUAUCAUGGUAGACUCCUGUGGACAAGAGCGCCACAGUACACAGUCGUUGUCUUACGGAGUACUUCUGUAACGUGGUUCUCUUGAGAAGGUUUCUUUGGGCAUCGAAUUGGAGUCCCUUCGAGAGCUGUUCCUUAUAGUUUCCAUGUAUAUUUCACAAUUGACGUUGGUCACCAUGGGCGUAUGAAACUCAUCUCGCUUCCAAACUGUACGAGAGUGGAAGCAUCGCCUCUGUGCUGCACGGUCAACUGGACUUUGAUAGAUCACACAAGCAGCUCAGGUCGAAGAGGGUGCAUCACACGUACGCAAUUCUCAAGCUUCUAAGCGGUCGUGGGGAUGAGCUUCUUUCCGAUGCUGGCAAAAUGUAUUCACUGGGCUGUAUGAUUAUCACGUGGGGUUCGGAAGUCUGUUGCUACUAUAGACGGUAUUGCUUCGAUAUUUCUGGCACAGUUUCUCAAGGGGGUCCGUCUCGACUAAAAUAUCAACGGAUACUGCUCGCUUUGAAUUCUCUUGCAAUGAGGGAACACUUGAACGACCAAGAGUAUAUUUCAACUGUUAUGCCUCAUUGCGAUCAGCUCAGAUCAGAGGUCGGCUUCGUCCGUCGUGAAUCCAGAGAGGAGACACAUUUGGCGGAUCACCAACAUACCUGGGGUCAAGUGGAAGGUUGAAAUAUGCACCGUCCCGUUCCAAACGGAAAACAUUUUAGAAAUUAGAAUUGCUGCCAUGUCGGAAGUUCAAGUGUGACGAUUGGAGAGGAAGCUGGGCAAAAGUAAUUUAUGAGAAUGAAAUGUCCCAUCCUGCUGUCAAAAGCUUGACUUACUCGUUUACUUUCGUUUACUCGGGAAAGACAAUUUAGCAGAAAAGAAUCCACGCUGUAGAUCGCAGUUACUCGGAGGUGGUUCGUUGUCGAUUCUUCGAAGUUCGAAUGACCAAUGAAAAAAAGAAAAUCAGCGCUUGUUUCUAGAAGGAAAGGAAAAGUUAAAGGGGUUGAAUUUGCGAUUAUGUGACGAUGUUUAGCGCGAGAAUGGUGGAGGCAUUGAUUGGACUCUUUGUAGGUGGCAAGUCUUAUCUAACCGAG
This is a messenger RNA of Marchantia polymorpha subsp. ruderalis, 2498 nucleotides long. NCBI's taxonomy places the organism in Eukaryota, Viridiplantae, Streptophyta, Marchantiopsida, Marchantiales, Marchantiaceae. The record is from the annotation of a GenBank genome assembly.